AUGUCGAACCCUGCCGAAAGAAUUGCAGAAGAUAAUUAUGAAAGAGACAAUGACCCUUCGCCCGUGACCGGAACCUUCGCAGAUGACUCUUAUGUCGAAGAGACCGAUCCAAGCUUGAGAGCACAAGUCCCCGUCCAGGGAGAUGAACAGCCAUUUGAUGACCCAAUACAACCACCUUAUUCAAAUUCUGAUCAGCAGCUUGAGAGAGACGAGAACGAAGCAAUCGAUAACUCUAAUGUCCUAAAAGGAGACCGUCUCCGUCAUGCAAAGCCUAGAACCUCGAACAGGUACAAUGAGGGGCCAGGUGAACAUGAUCUGCCGGCUGAGCCUUAA
Molecule: messenger RNA, 333 nt
Organism: Penicillium roqueforti
Lineage: Eukaryota; Fungi; Ascomycota; Eurotiomycetes; Eurotiales; Aspergillaceae
Exons: 2
Coding region: 1-333 (110 amino acids)
Source: RefSeq, a predicted model, not a curated record